AUGGAGCCUGGCCUGGAGGAGUUGUUCAGCAAGGCUGAGGACGUUGGUGGCAGCUCCUGGAGGUCUCUGUCCCUAUCAUCUGCUGAUGGUGAUCACAGCUACUUCCUGAAGCCUGGGUGUAUGUCAGACCCUGUCCAGGAGCUCCUGGCCCUACUUCACAACGUGGACCUUGAGGUGCAGCAGAGGGUGCAGGACAGUCAGGACAUCGUGUGUGGCAUCUGCAUGGACAAGGUGUGGGACAAGCCAGAGGCUGAGCGGAUCUUUGGCAUCCUGCCCAACUGCAGCCACCCCCACUGCCUGGGCUGCCUGCGCACCUGGCGGAAGAGCCGAGGGGACUUCCCUCUCCAUGUCAUCAAGGCCUGUCCCCAGUGCCGCGUCCGUUCCAGCUACAUCAUCCCCUGCAAAUUCUGGGUGAGCAAGGGGCCUGAGAAGGAGCAACUCAUCAGGAACUUCAAAGCUCGGACCAGCCAGAUUCGAUGCCGGUUCUUCAUGCGGGGAAAUGGCCGCUGCCCCUUCAAGUCUGACUGCAUUUACCUGCACCAGCUCCCAGAUAACUCCCCGACUUCUGAUCAUCCCUGGCCUGGGAGUGUGCAGUUGGCCUCUGCGAGUGAGGUAGUGGGCAAAACAGCAUUCCUAGGGAAUACCGAGCCAGAGGAGGAAGUGUUCUUCAUGGACUGUGCCCUGGCCAUGGCCUUCUGGGGUUCAGAACUCCUCCUGGACCCCAACAGUUCUUACCACUGCCUCCUGUAACCAGGAUCAACGUGGGGUGGGUAAUGGGGCUGAGGGGCAGGGGUUGCCAGGUGGUAGGUCUUUUCCCUUUGGGGCUUGGUGCGGGAUGAAAGUAGCAAGCCCUCCAUCCCCAUGAACCACAGCAGUGACACAGGUGGGGAACAUGGGGAGGGGGGAGGGCUGUUGGGAAAGAGGAAGGGUUCUCACCCU
Molecule: messenger RNA, 939 nt
Organism: Hippopotamus amphibius kiboko
Lineage: Eukaryota; Metazoa; Chordata; Mammalia; Artiodactyla; Hippopotamidae
Product: probable E3 ubiquitin-protein ligase makorin-1
Exons: 6
Coding region: 1-750 (249 amino acids)
Biological process (GO): protein polyubiquitination
Molecular function (GO): metal ion binding; ubiquitin protein ligase activity
Source: RefSeq, a predicted model, not a curated record